This is a messenger RNA of Nestor notabilis (Kea), 1122 nucleotides long. RefSeq names its product atrophin 1 (gene ATN1). The annotation marks the transcript as partial. The record is from RefSeq and is a predicted model, not a curated record. The transcript has 6 exons. Gene Ontology annotation, cellular component: nucleus. Gene Ontology annotation, molecular function: transcription corepressor activity. Lineage: Eukaryota; Metazoa; Chordata; Aves; Psittaciformes; Psittacidae.
GUAGGGCGAGAGGCUGAGCAGAGGGCGCGGGAAGAGAAGGAACGGGAGCGGGAGCGGGAGAAGGAGCGGGAGCGGGAGAAGGAGCGGGAGCUGGAGAGGAGUGUGAAGAUGGCCCAGGAGGGCCGGCCAGUUGAGUGCUCAUCCCUGGGGCCGGUUCCCCACCGCCCCUCCUUUGAGCAGGGCAGUGCCGUAGCGACUGUUCCCCCGUACCUGGGUCCCGACACCCCGGCUCUGCGCACCCUGAGCGAAUACGCCCGGCCCCACGUCAUGUCCCCCAGCAACCGCAACCAUCCUUUCUACGUGCCGCUUGGUGCGGUCGACCCAGGCCUGCUGGGGUACAACGUCCCGGCCAUCUACAGCAGCGAUCCAGCGACGCGAGAGAGGGAGCUGAGGGAACGGGAAGCCCGUGAACGAGACCUAAGGGACCGGGACCUGCGUGAACGUCUCAAGCCCGGCUUUGAAGUCAAGCCAGCCGAGUUGGAGCAGCUCCACGCCGUGCCAGCUGCUGCCAUGGAUCCGUUCCCACGCCACGGCGGGCUGAGGCUGGAGACAGGGCUGGCGCUGGCAGCUGGCCCGCCCCUUCGUCCUGACAUGUCCUAUGCCGAGCGCUUGGCGGCUGAGCGCCAGCAUGCUGAGCGGGUGGCUGCUCUCAGCAAUGACCCUCUGGCCCGGCUGCAGAUGCUCAAUGUGACACCUCAUCAUCAUCAGCAUUCCCACAUCCACUCCCACCUCCAUCUCCACCAGCAGGAUGCCAUACACGCAGCCUCGGCCUCCGUUCACCCUCUUAUCGACCCACUCGCCUCAGGAUCACACCUGACCCGGAUACCAUACCCGGCUGGAACCAUCCCAAACCCUCUCCUUCCUCACCCUCUACAUGAGAAUGAAGUGCUGCGCCACCAGCUUUUUGCUGCACCCUACAGGGACCUGCCAGGCUCCCUCUCAGCGCCCAUGUCUGCAGCACAUCAGCUCCAGGCCAUGCAUGCACAGUCAGCUGAGCUGCAGCGCCUGGCUCUGGAACAGCAGCAGUGGCUCCAUGCGCAUCACCCGCUGCACGGCGUGCCGCUCCCAACGCAGGAGGAUUACUACAGCCACCUGAAGAAAGAAAGUGACAAACCCCUUUAA